AUGGCCUCAGCGAGCGGAGCAACGAACUCGUCGGUUCCGCCGCUGCAGCAAAUUCACAGUUCGCGAACGAAGCUCGGCCACCAAAACAUCGAGUCCAUGAGCAAAGCCAUCGCGCAGUACACGGAGGAUGCGCGGCUGCACGCGGUGUUCGAACAGUCCGGUGAGUCGGGGAGGUCCUUCGACUACUCGCAAUCAAUUCGCAUCACAUCGGAAUCGGUGCCGGAGCAGCAGAUAACGGCUUACCUCCUUAAAAUCCAGCGCGGCGGCUUAAUCCAGCCGUUCGGCUCCAUGAUCGCUGUGGACGAGCCCUCCUUCCGCAUCCUCGCUUACUCCGAGAACGCGCGCGACAUGCUUGGCAUUACACCGCAGGCCGUCCCCUCUCUCGACGACAAGCUCGACGCCUUCAAGCUUGGCGCCGACGUUCGCACGCUCUUCACACACUCAAGCGCCCUCCUCCUCGAGAAGGCCUUCUCCGCGCGCGAAAUUAGCCUCAUGAACCCUAUCUGGAUCCACUCCCGAACCUCCGGUAAGCCUUUUUACGGCAUCCUACACCGGAUUGACGUUGGAAUUGUCAUCGAUUUGGAGCCAGCGCGCACAGAGGACCCCGCGCUGUCCAUCGCCGGCGCCGUUCAGUCUCAGAAACUCGCUGUCCGCGCGAUUUCGCAGCUGCAGUCUCUCCCCGGCGGUGAUGUUAAGCUUCUCUGUGACACUGUUGUUGAGAGUGUUAGGGAAUUGACAGGGUACGAUAGGGUUAUGGUUUAUAAGUUUCACGAGGAUGAGCAUGGGGAGGUUGUUUCUGAGAGCAAGAGGCCUGAUUUAGAGCCUUACAUUGGUUUGCAUUAUCCCGCCACUGAUAUUCCUCAGGCUUCUAGGUUUUUGUUUAAGCAGAAUAGGGUAAGGAUGAUUGUGGAUUGUCAUGCUUCUGCUGUGAGGGUGGUGCAGGACGAGGCUCUUGUGCAGCCUCUCUGUUUGGUUGGGUCAACGCUCAGGGCCCCCCAUGGUUGUCAUGCUCAGUACAUGGCUAACAUGGGGUCGAUUGCAUCUUUGGUCAUGGCUGUUAUUAUUAAUGGGAAUGAUGAGGAAGGUGUUGGUGGACGGAGUUCCAUGAGGCUGUGGGGGCUUGUUGUUUGCCAUCACACUUCUGCUAGGUGUAUUCCAUUUCCCUUGAGGUAUGCUUGUGAGUUUCUCAUGCAGGCCUUUGGGCUGCAGUUGAACAUGGAGCUUCAGUUGGCUGCCCAGGCGUUGGAGAAACGGGUUUUGAGGACGCAGACUCUGUUGUGUGAUAUGCUUCUUAGGGACUCGCCUACUGGCAUUAUUACUCAGAGUCCUAGUAUUAUGGACUUGGUGAAGUGUGAUGGAGCUGCACUUUACUACAAAGGGAACUAUUAUCCGUUGGGUGUUAGUCCAACUGAGACUCAGAUAAGGGAUAUUAUUGAGUGGUUAAUGGCCUUCCAUGGAGAUUCGACUGGUUUGAGCACUGAUAGUCUUGCCGAUGCUGGUUAUCCUGGAGCUGCCUCGCUCGGGGAUGCCGUUUGUGGGAUGGCAGUUGCUUAUAUCACGGAGAAGGAUUUUCUCUUCUGGUUCAGAUCACACACGGCAAAAGAGAUCAAGUGGGGUGGUGCAAAGCAUCAUCCCGAGGACAAGGAUGAUGGACAGAGAAUGCAUCCCCGGUCUUCUUUCAAGGCAUUCUUAGAAGUUGUGAAAAGCCGUAGCUUGCCAUGGGAGAAUGCGGAAAUGGAUGCAAUUCACUCCUUGCAGCUUAUUCUGCGUGAUUCAUUUAGAGAUGCUGAACAUAGCAAUUCUAAGGCUGUUGUGGAUCCCCGUAUGGCAGAACUAGAGUUGCAAGGGGUUGAUGAACUAAGUUCUGUGGCGAGAGAGAUGGUUAGAUUGAUAGAAACAGCCACUGCUCCUAUUUUUGCUGUAGAUGUUGAUGGCCACAUAAAUGGCUGGAAUGCAAAGGUGUCAGAAUUGACAGGACUUGCAGUUGAGGAGGCUAUGGGGAAAUCCUUGGUUCAUGAUCUUGUGUUUAAAGAGUCUGAAGAAAUCGUGGACAAGCUUCUAUCUCGUGCUUUAAAAGGUGAAGAAGAUAAGAAUGUUGAGAUAAAAAUGAGGACGUUUCACCCAGAACAUCAAAAUAAGGCAGUUUUUGUAGUGGUGAAUGCUUGCUCCAGCAAGGAUUAUACAGAUAAUAUAGUUGGAGUGUGCUUUGUUGGUCAGGAUGUUACUGGUCAAAAACUUGUGAUGGAUAAAUUCAUCAACAUACAAGGUGACUACAAAGCUAUUGUGCAUAGUCCAAAUCCUUUGAUCCCUCCUAUUUUUGCAAUGGACGAUAACACAUGUUGCUUAGAGUGGAACACAGCCAUGGAAAAGCUUACGGGUUGGGGUCGUGUGGAUGUCAUAGGAAAAAUGUUGGUGGGAGAUGUUUUUGGUAGUUGCUGCCAGUUGAAGGGUUCAGAUUCAAUAACAAAGUUCAUGAUUGUCUUACACAAUGCAAUUGGUGGACAAGAUACAGACAAAUUCCCUUUUUCAUUUCUUGAUAGGCAUGGAAAGUAUGUACAAACUUUCCUGACUGCAAAUAAAAGAGUUAACAUGGAUGGUCAGAUCAUUGGGGCUUUUUGCUUUUUGCAAAUUGUGAGUCCUGAACUUCAACAGGCUCUGAAGGCGCAGAGACAACAAGAGAAGACUUCCUUUGCUAGGAUGAAAGAGUUAGCUUAUAUUUGUCAAGGAGUGAAGAAUCCUUUAAGUGGCAUACGCUUUACGAACUCUCUUUUGGAGGCUACAGGAUUGACGGACGAGCAAAAACAGUUUCUUGAGACUAGUGCUGCCUGUGAGAAGCAAAUGUUAAAGAUAAUACGCGACAUUGAUCUUGAAAGCAUCGAGGAUGGGUCCCUGGAGCUUGAAAAGGGGGAAUUCUUGCUUGGAAAUGUCAUAAACGCUGUUGUUAGCCAAGUAAUGUUACUGUUAAGAGAAAGAACUUUACAGUUGAUUCGUGAUAUUCCUGAAGAAAUCAAGACAUUGGCUGUUUAUGGUGAUCAAUUGAGGAUUCAACAAGUGUUGGCUGAUUUCUUAUUGAAUAUAGUGCGCUAUGCACCAUCUCCAGAUGGCUGGGUAGAGAUUCAUGUACAUCCAAGAAUGAAACAAAUCUCAGAUGGGCUCACUCUUCUCCAUGCUGAAUUUAGAAUGGUAUGUCCCGGUGAAGGCCUUCCUCCUGAACUGAUUCAAGACAUGUUCAAUAACAGUCGGUGGGUGACUCAAGAAGGUUUAGGGCUGAGCAUGAGCAGGAAGAUUCUAAAGCUAAUGAACGGCGAAGUCCAGUACAUCAGAGAAGCAGAACGAGUAGAUGACAUGCUGUGUCGUCAAUAUGCACACCUUCAUGGCCAAGUGAAGUCUCCUGUGAAAAUUUUCAAGCAAAUGCUUACAACAUUAGCGGCUGCAGUGAACUUCAAUCUACAGUUGGAUUGA
This is a messenger RNA of Sphenostylis stenocarpa, 3462 nucleotides long. NCBI's taxonomy places the organism in Eukaryota, Viridiplantae, Streptophyta, Magnoliopsida, Fabales, Fabaceae. The record is from the annotation of a GenBank genome assembly.